Geodia barretti is the source of this 330-nucleotide messenger RNA. The record is from the annotation of a GenBank genome assembly. Lineage: Eukaryota; Metazoa; Porifera; Demospongiae; Tetractinellida; Geodiidae.
CUGUGUCUGACCGAGUACGAGGAUGUGCUGAAGAUCAUCACCGCAGCCUCCGACGACGCGCUGGUGAUCGCGGGGAUGGCGACCAACCCGAACCUCAACGAUGAGCUGCGCGUUACGGUGAUCGCCACCGGUUUCAAUCGGGAGGCCCUGCCGCCCGAACCGGAACCGACCGACGGCGAGGUCGAUGUGUUCUCCUAUGACGACUGGAUGAGCCUGAACGGGGGACGCGGACACCGCAACGGAGGAUUCCAUCGGGGGCGCGAAGACGACGAUCUGAACGUCCCGGCGGUGCUUCGCGAGCAGCAGCGCGCUGCGCAGACCGAGCCCUGA